Molecule: messenger RNA, 5699 nt
Organism: Oncorhynchus keta (chum salmon)
Lineage: Eukaryota; Metazoa; Chordata; Actinopteri; Salmoniformes; Salmonidae
Product: leucine-rich repeat-containing protein 4B-like
Exons: 3
Coding region: 750-3005 (751 amino acids)
Cellular component (GO): plasma membrane
Molecular function (GO): protein binding
Source: RefSeq, a predicted model, not a curated record
AGUGCGAAAAUACUAUGCCAAACGGGCGCCGUCUCGUUUGCUGCCUGCGCGCGUCUCCAAGGAUGAGAAGAUGCUUGGAUGCAUCCAUUACGGAUUUCGUUCUUAUUUGAACUGACUACCGAUUUAACUAUGUUCAUGUAUACGUUGCUGCACCCUGUUCGUGUAGUUUGUGGGUUCUGCUUAUGUUGAACGUGCUAUCGGUGUAUAAAGUCCUUUCGUUGCGUUGGUGCUGCGGAAUACAAGAGAGCCGAGCUAACAUCCGUGGAAGAGAGCUAAUCAAUUUAGAGAAGAGGAAAAGAGGGUUAUAGUUAAGGGGUUGGGGAACUGACGAGAAGAGAGGGAACGAAAGGAGAGAGAACGUCGACCUCACACCCCAGAAAUUGAAACAGAAAGUGAGGAGCAUCUACCCUCCAUAGAGACACUCCUUUCAAGAGCCGAUUCACCAAACAUCUCCUUUUUUAUUGGAAUAAUUGUCAGGGGACAAUUAUUAAUUCUCUAAAAACAAUAUGCUGAAAAAUAGACGGCAUUCUAUAUUUAAACUGACAUGAACAAAGUCAAGUGAGGAAAUAUAAAUGAUAAAUCAAGUGACCAUUUAAUAUCUAACAGCUCUUCAUGGUUUUUAAAACGACUUGAAAGAGAAGAAUAGAAUGUACUGGUAAAAUGAACAUCAAGAGAACCGCUUAAUUGUCUUGUAUCAGAGGUGAUUUAUCAACAUAAUAGAACUAAGGGCGGGUCAUGACCAAUUUGCCAUGCAUGUUGUCAUGAUGACCAGCCCCUCCACCCCCUCCCCCCUCCUCUGGUUGGUCCAGCUUUUGCUGUGGCUUCACCACCAUGGACCUCAGCUGACAGGGGCCGUGCCCCCAUGUCCCAACCCCUGUAGCUGCUCCAAUCAGGCAAGCCGCGUCAUCUGUACAAGGAAGAGUUUAGAGGACGUACCGGACAGUAUAUCUGUGAACACAAGAUACCUCAACUUACAAGAGAACACGAUUCAGGUGAUAAAGUCAGACACGUUCAAGCACCUGCGGCAUUUGGAAAUACUGCAGCUCUCCAAGAAUCACAUCCGACAGAUUGAGGUGGGCGCGUUCAAUGGCCUGCCAAACCUCAACACCCUUGAGCUCUUUGACAAUCGCCUCACGCUGGUACCAUCGCAGGCCUUUGAGUACCUCAGCAAGCUGCGGGAGCUCUGGCUACGGAACAACCCCAUCGAGACACUGCCAGCGUACGCCUUUCACCGCGUUCCCUCCCUGCGCCGCCUCGACCUGGGCGAACUCAGAAAGCUGGACUACAUCUCUGAGGCCGCCUUUGAGGGCCUGGUCAACUUGCGCUUCCUGAACCUGGGCAUGUGCGGCCUGAAGGACAUCCCCAACCUCACACCCUUGGUCAGACUGGAGGAGCUGGAGCUGUCAGGAAACCAGCUGGGGAUCGUCAGGCCGGGCUCCUUCCAGGGCCUGGUGUCACUGCGCAAGCUGUGGCUCAUGCACUCCAAGGUGACGGUCAUUGAGCGCAAUGCCUUCGACGACCUGAAGAACCUGGAGGAGCUCAACCUGUCCCACAACUCUCUGCAUUCACUGCCCCACGACCUCUUCACCCCACUGCACCAGUUGGAGCGGGUGCACCUCAACCACAACCCCUGGGUGUGCAACUGCGAUGUCCUGUGGCUCAGUUGGUGGCUCAAGGAGACAGUGCCCAGUAACACCACAUGCUGUGCCCGUUGCCACGCGCCCCCAGUCCUGAAGGGCCGCUACAUCGGUGAGCUGGACCAGAGCCACUUCACAUGCUACGCUCCCGUCAUCGUAGAGCCACCCACCGACCUCAAUGUCACAGAGGGUAUGGCCGCGGAGCUGAAGUGUCGCACUGGCACCUCCAUGACGUCUGUCAACUGGCUCACCCCAAAUGGCACCCUCAUGACCCAUGGAUCGUACCGCGUCAGGAUCUCAGUCCUUCACGACGGAACCCUGAAUUUCACCAACGUUACUGUGCAGGACACGGGCCAAUACACCUGCAUGGUGACCAACUCCGCAGGCAACACCACAGCGACUGCAGUGCUCAACGUGUCCUCCUCCGACUCCAGCAACCCCUACAGCUUCUUCACCACCGUCACUGUUGAAACCGUGGAAACAAACAAUGGUGAGGAUGCUGGGAGGCAGUACAUCAACGAAACCUACGUACCACCAGAUUACCUGGGUCCCACUUUUUCAGGAGGGGUACUGGGUAAAGGCAGGGCUGGAUUCACCAUAUCUCCAUCUCGCUCUUCUCUCCACUCUUUCUCCCCGCGUGCCACCAGAAACACUGAAAAUACAGUCACAGUGUCGAUAAUGGAUGUCACAAACAUUACUGGCCUGGACGACGUGAUGAAGACCACCAAGAUCAUCAUUGGCUGCUUUGUGGCCAUCACCUUCAUGGCAGCCGUGAUGCUUGUGGUCUUCUACAAGCUGAGGAAGCAGCACCAGCUGCACAAGCACCAUGGCCCCACCCGCGCUAUUGAGAUCAUCAACGUGGAAGACGAGAUUGGUGCCGGGGCCGGGAGCGGCAUCUCAGGGGGAUCGACCAUGCAAUCUGGGUGCGGAGGAGACGGAACAUUGAGGAUGCAUCACCCGGAAAUAGUCAACCUUCCCAACAUUGGGCGAUCAGAGCAUCUUAACCAUUACUACAAGGCCAAUCAUUUCAACAACAAUGUGAUGGGUCUGAGCAUUGGGACAGGGGCAGGAGUCGGUACUCUAAGCAACAAGAACAAUCUAUCUCCACUUAACCAGCAAGGCCAGGAUAUCCCAAUCUCCUGUACACAGGUUCCAAUCCCCUCCGCCACUUUCCAGACCAUGUCUGGAAAUGGCACCAACACCAACCCUCUUUCUGUUUCUCCACCUCUGCCAAUGUCCCUCCCCAUGCCCCCCAUGGGAUUACAUGGAUCGAUCAAGGGUUUCAUGGGCCAGAACCAGAACCCACAAAUGGAACCUCUUCUGUUCAAGGGAAACUCAAAGGAAAACGUUCAAGAGACUCAAAUUUGAGAACAAAGAGUGAGGAAAGAGAGUGCAAGGGAACGACAGAGAGGGGAUUGAUGGCUGGUUUACGCACUGAAUGAUUAGACACUACAGUGCAUUGACAUUACACCAAGAGAGAGGAUAGACUGACACCGCAAUACACAAACGCAUAGGCUGGUCAGCUAAAGUGUACUGAGCCAAGGAUUACCACAGUGGGCCACUUGUGUUUGUAGUAACGGUCACGGCAAUGGAGUUAAAUAUCGAACAUCGCUACAAUGUAAAUCUGUGCCAAAGCAAAUGUUUCUUGCAGUUUCUAUGAGUUGUAUUCACAUAGAAGAAAGUACUGUGGCUCAAUUCCCUAAGUCAUUGUUGGCCAGUCUGUCAAGACAUGCACAGCACGUACCACAUUGAAGUUUGAGUUAUGAGACAUAACAGGACUAGACAUUUCUAGUCAUUUCUCUUUUACAGAAAACACUUGUGAAAGACACUCUGGUAUAAACUCAAUAGUCUCCCUUGAGGCCGUAGGUAGGCAUAAAUGGAAGGACAAAGGGUACAGUACAGUACGAAUUACUGUGAAAAUUCACAAAUUCUAUAAGUAUAUUUUCAUUUGAGUAUGUAACAUUGCAGAUUCCAAUGCAGAGAUAUUUUGGAGGAUGUAUGAGCUGUAAUAGUUUGUUUUGUGAAUUAUCAGGGGUGGUGAUUGUGAAGGUUGAAUUAUACACUACAUAUGUUUUGAGUUUGGCUACUCAUCCAAAACAGAAGGGCUCAAUUGCAACACUCAUUGUGAUGCUAUGAAUUUGGCUUCCAUGAAUAUUGUAAAAUCGUAGGAGAGGUCCCCCAGUGUUCUGUAAGACAAGCUUUUGUCUGUGAUAACUGGACAAUUCUGUUCUGGUUUGUUUUGAGAGUAUAUCCCAUAUAUUCCAGCAGGCUACUUGAUUAUUCAAAUGAGAGCUUCAGGUGCCUGCAUGUGCCAUCAGCAAAUGCAGGUGAAAUAACUAAACAGUGAGCUAAUAUCAUGCAAAGAAUUGUAUGGGCAAUGGAAAUGUUGACAAAGUGUAAAACAACAGAUCAGUGGCAAGAUAUUUGCUAGAAGUGGGUAAUUUGUUAUGAACUCCUUUCUCAUGGUGACCAUUUUGAUGCUACAUAAUGCCGUCAACAGGGUGAUUAAAAUGCCUGUCUUUGCCAUGACAUUCAGUCGGUGUGUUCAACCACCAUAUUUGGUUUGGUGUAACAGAAAUGAAUGAUAAUAGUAUUUGGUUGUGUGACAGUUGGACAAACCACCUUUUUACAGUGUACCUUUCAUGUGUUGAUACCAUUUAAAGCUUUGUGCAUUUAAACUGUCUUCAAUUAUUUUUGCUUAGUUUGAUAUUAUGUGUACAAUUGUCUAGCCAUGUAUCAUUCACAUAAAUGAAUUAAUCAUAUAUCGAGGUCAUGGAGGUCAGUGGAAACCAAUUGAAAACAAACAAUAGUUAUAAAGAGUGGUACAGUAGGCUACAUUUUUAAAUACAGGUUGAACCUAUAUGGUAUACGAUUCACCCAUUAGUCAUCUUGGUAAUCCUAGUAUGAUGUCUGUUCUUAAAUAUCUCAUGACAGGCUUUUAGUCGUUCUAAGGAGAGAGUUACAUUGGCAUUAAAAGGACGCUUAAAGUGGCACAGAAUCCAGUUUGUCUCCUGAAAAAGCUUCCGCUUCACUUCUUAACCUCAAGAAAAUCUGAAAAUGGUUGUUGCAAUUGAGAGCGAACUGAACACGCCAACCAUACUCAAGUGGAAGAGCGAUUGUUGAGAUUAGAUGUAUGUGUAACUGUAAUAUUACACACAGCAAGUAGUAUUUUUGUAUAUGGAGGUGAUCUUGCACCAACAUGCUGCUCUGUGUGAUUUGUUAUUUCCUUUUGCUGCACCCCUCUCUCCUCGCAGAGCUGCAUACAUUUUCAGAGCUGGUGCCUUGAGUGAGUGGGGAUGGUUGGUUCUUCUGGUUACUCCCGUAAUGAGAAACAAAGGCGCAUGUUUUGGGAAAAUAAUGAUAACAUGAAUAAUAAUAUGGUCAAUUCUGAUAGAACAUAUGAUUAUAUCUGUUGUGUUAGACAUUUACAUAGGGCUUUCAUUUAGUUUGAUCAGGAUUAGUAUAUGAAAACAACAUGCAAAACUGUCGUCAACAACGGGUCAGUUUAUAGGUUGCCCAACCAAGGAACUAUGAGGGAGUUUUUCCUUUUACGUUUUACACCCAGUUUCAGUAAUUAUGGUACUUCUUCUGAAAAAGCGUGAAGUAGAAUAAUGAUAUAGUAUUUUACUAAUGUGGUCCGGCAGACACUUUUUGCGAGCAGGGUUCAACUGUUUCCCUACUGAGAUGCUACUAGAAUAUAAAUGAAGACUAAAAACUCCAACAUAUGGCUGCACUGGUGAUGUGCUACAUUUGGUAACUGCCCUGUCAGGUUUCAAAGAGCAUAUUAAAUACCUCUGAGUGUGCUACAUGAGAGUAAACCACAGAACAAGAUCUUGGAAUUAUAAUAUUUGGCCCAAUGUUUGAUGAUCAACAUCGCAAUUGUAGACAUGUCACAUUCAUACCAUUGGAGAAACUAUGUCUAUUAUUAAGCUGUAUUAUUAUUUAUACAUUUUGUAUUAUUGUUGUUAUUAUCAUUAUUAUUAUAAGGACCCUGUUACACCCUGAAAUGAAUGGUGUAGUAAAUGUCUACCCAACAGGAAUAUGAUGGAAGAAAUGCACAAC